This is a messenger RNA of Trichoplax adhaerens, 2100 nucleotides long. RefSeq lists its product as uncharacterized. The record is from RefSeq and is a predicted model, not a curated record. Gene Ontology annotation, biological process: Notch signaling pathway; axon guidance. The annotation marks the transcript as partial. The transcript is spliced from 4 exons. Gene Ontology annotation, molecular function: calcium ion binding. Gene Ontology annotation, cellular component: cell surface; signaling receptor complex; plasma membrane. NCBI's taxonomy places the organism in Eukaryota, Metazoa, Placozoa, Uniplacotomia, Trichoplacea, Trichoplacidae.
UGCGAAGUUAACGUUAACGAAUGUGCAUCAAAUCCUUGUUUAAGUCGUGGAAAUUGCACAGAUUAUAUUGAUGGUUAUGUAUGUGGAUGUUAUGCUGGUUUUGCUGGUACAAAUUGUGAGACAAAUGUCAAUGAAUGUGUCUCUAAUCCAUGCAUUAAUGGUGCAACGUGUGUCGAUCAAAUUAAUGAUUACAUCUGCAAUUGUCUACUUGGUUUUACUGGUAAGCAAUGCCAAUCUAAUCUUGAUGAUUGUUUAGCGGGCUAUUGCCAAAAUGGUGCCACAUGUGUUGAUGGUAUCAAUAGUUAUCAAUGUAAUUGCGCUUCUGGUUGGGAUGGUGUUAACUGUACCAUUAACAUAAAUGAAUGUAAUUCAUCACCGUGCCUUAAUGGCGGUAGUUGCACCGACGACAUUAAUGGCUAUCAAUGUAGUUGUGCAUCUGGUUUUACUGGUACUUUAUGUGCUACUGAUAUCGAUGAAUGUAUAUCAGAUCCUUGCCUAAAUAAUGGCACAUGUGUCGACCAACCUAAUGGCUUUCGUUGUAAUUGCAUGUCAGCCUAUACUGGUAUAAUAUGUAAUGGCGAUGUUAAUGAAUGCACUUCUUCACCUUGUCGUAAUGGAGCUGUUUGCGAAGAUCGUUUAGGUGAUUAUUUUUGUAAAUGUCCUCCUGGCUAUACUGGUAAAGAAUGCCAAACCAAUAUCAAUGAAUGCACAAGUAAUCCGUGUCUUAAUGGUGCAACAUGCUUUGAUGCCAUCAACGGCUAUGUAUGCCAAUGUUCAAAUGGAUAUACCGGCACAACUUGUCAAAGCGACAUUAAUGAAUGCGCUAGCUCCCCAUGCAGUAAUGGUGGCACAUGUAAUAAUAUGUUAAAUGCAUUUAAUUGUACAUGUGCACCUGGUUACACAGGUUUACUAUGUACAAAUGAUAUUAACGAAUGUAUGUCAUCCCCAUGCAUGAAUAAUGGUACUUGUUUAGAUCAAGUUAAUGGAUAUGCCUGUAAUUGUGCGCCUGGAUAUAACGAUACUUUAUGCCAAAAUAACAUCAAUGAAUGUGUAUCUAAUCCAUGCCAAAAUGGCGCUACUUGUAUCGACGGUGUUAACGGCUAUGUGUGCUCAUGUGCUUCUGGUUAUAAUGGUAGCUACUGUGAAAACGAUAUAAACGAAUGUAAUUUUAAUCCUUGCCAAAACGGUGCAACAUGUUCCGAUAGUAUAUUAGGCUAUACUUGCACUUGUCCACCUGGCUUUACGUCGAUACAUUGUGAAGUUAGUAUUGAUGAAUGUGCGUCUAAAUUGAAUGAAUGCCAACUCUAUUCGCCAUGCAUGAAUGGUGCUACAUGUACCGAUGAGAUUAAUGAUUAUAAUUGCUCUUGUGUAGCAGGUUAUACUGGUAAAAACUGCUCUUCCAAUAUAGAUGAAUGCGCAUCUAAUCCGUGUAGAAAUGGCGGUAGCUGUACGGAUUCAAUCAAUUCGUAUCAAUGCAACUGUGCUAUUGGAUAUACAGGCAUCAAUUGUGAAACUGAAAUUAACGAAUGUCUAUCAUCGCCAUGCCAAAAUGGAGCAACAUGCACUGAUCUAGUUGGAGAUUACAGUUGUGCUUGCACAGUAGGAUUUACUAGCUUUAAUGGUACAAUAUGUGAGAAUGAUAUUAAUGAAUGUGCAAUAGCGCGUUGUUCAAAUGGUGGUACAUGCAAUAAUUUAAUUAACAAUUAUACAUGCAGUUGUAAUCCUGGAUAUACUGGUCGUGAUUGCCAAAUUAAUAUCAAUGAAUGUGGUGGAGUAAUUUGUCAAAAUGGUGGAACAUGUAUUGACGGUGUUAAUAAUUAUCAGUGCCGCUGUCGUAAUGGCUUUACCGGUCAACAUUGUGAAACUAAUAUAAAUGAAUGUGCAUCGAAUCCAUGCCGUAAUCAGGGAACCUGUGUCGAUUUAGUUCUAGGAUAUCGCUGUAAUUGCCUGAACGGAUAUACUGGUGUGCACUGUGGCAGUGACAUACGCGGUUGCAGUUCAGGACCAUGUCUAAAUCAGGCAACUUGUCGUCCAUCAGUUGGAGGUGGAUUCGGUUAUACUUGCAGUUGUGCACCUGGCUACACUGGCGACUUUUGCCAG